This is a messenger RNA of Notothenia coriiceps (black rockcod), 1441 nucleotides long. RefSeq names its product calpain-15-like. Gene Ontology annotation, molecular function: calcium-dependent cysteine-type endopeptidase activity. The annotation marks the transcript as partial. The record is from RefSeq and is a predicted model, not a curated record. The transcript is spliced from 3 exons. Gene Ontology annotation, cellular component: cytoplasm. Gene Ontology annotation, biological process: proteolysis. Lineage: Eukaryota; Metazoa; Chordata; Actinopteri; Perciformes; Nototheniidae.
UUUCUCUUCAGGUUCGAUGCCCAUGCAGAGGAGCCAGUGGGUUUGUGGUUGUUGCACUUUUCUAAACGCAGCCGGCGCCCACCGCUGCUCCAUCUGUGAAGCCCCCCGGCGCUGGACGUGGCAGCCAGGGGGCAGCAGGGAGGAUGGUCGCUGGUCCUGCCCACGCUGCACACUCGCCAACCCCCCCGACAGCCUGUCCUGCUCUCUGUGUCUCUACAGUGGAGCACCGGAGCGACCCCGGCGGUCCUCUGAGGAGCAGCCCCGGCCCCAGCGCUCCAGCAGCUGCUCCGGACCCCUGAGGACGUCGUACUCUGAGCAAAACACAAAAGAUGCAGCUAAAAGCAGCCUGCAUUGGGAGUGUUCGAGGUGCACUCUGCAGAACACCCCUACCUCCAUGUCCUGCUCCGCAUGUGGCGGGCCUCGCAAACUGUCUCUCCCCCAGAUCCCUGCAGACGCCCUGCUCCUGCCUGGCGAUCAGACUGUGCAACAAGCAGAGCCUGCAGCCGGCACGCUUUCUCUUUCUAUAUCCACCGGAGGAGAGAGUUUACCCGUAGAAGCUUCAUCUCCACACACAAACUCCUCCUCGAUGCUCAGCGCAGGGUCUUCCUCUCAUAAUAACCCCCUCCCCUGCAGCCGCAGAGAGGUACCACCUCCAGAAGGCUGCCUCAAUCAAACUCACAACUUAAGUCCUUCUCCGUCCACGCUCGCUAUUUCACAUCUGUCCAUCCAGCCGGAGCAGCAGCCCGGCAGGCGGCUCAGCAUCCUGAAGGAGGAGAUGUCCCCGAUGUCCCCUGUCCCGGACGUCCAUGCUUCUUUCCACCAGAGUGUCAACAGGACGGAGGAGUGGGCGUGUCCAGCGUGCACGCUCAUUAACGUGGGCAAAGCCAAACACUGUCUGGCCUGCCACACUCCUCAGCAGCAGGGCGGGCAGCUGAAGCAUGCUCCGUCCCCGGGGAGGAAGGAGAGCAUGCUGGUGGAGGAGCUGCGGCAGAGCGAUGAAGGAGAGGCCAAGGAGCUGUGGGAGAACAUCGUCAGCUUCUGCACUGAGAAUGCCGUGACGUUUGUGGACGACAGCUUCCACCCCGGUCCGAAGUCGGUGGGCUUCCCAGUGGACGACAGCGUCCAGCAUCGGGUCAGAAAGUGGCUUCGUCCUCACGAAAUCAACUGCUGCAACUCGAGAGACCGCACAGUGAAGUGGUCUGUCUUCCGAACGCUUCGUCCGUCCGACAUCCUGCAAGGACUUCUGGGUAACUGCUGGUUCCUGAGUGCCUUGGCUGUUCUGGCUGAACGUCCCGAGCUGGUGGAGAAGGUGAUGGUGACGCGCGCGCUGUGUGCAGAAGGAGCCUAUCAAGUGCGUCUGUGCAAAGACGGUUUGUGGACCACCGUGCUGGUGGACGACAUGCUGCCGUGUGACGAGAACGGACACCUCCUCUUCUCUCAG